Messenger RNA from Penicillium digitatum Pd1, 2157 nucleotides. Lineage: Eukaryota; Fungi; Ascomycota; Eurotiomycetes; Eurotiales; Aspergillaceae. The record is from RefSeq and is a predicted model, not a curated record.
AUGUAUCGCCGGAGGAGGCCCAAUGCCAGCAACCACGGAAUUACAAGCGAAUCCUCUUAUAUCUCUCCCAUCGAUUCCGACAAUGAUAAACCGUUUGAGCCUAAUUCCUCUGAAACCGAUCUCACCGAGCGGGAGUGCUCCCCUCCAGCGGGUCGAACGAUUGCUCGGAAGAAGCCAAGUCCAAAUACUGGAAUAAGAUCGUUACCAGCAGACCUGUCGAACAUAGAACGUGUCCACCAGGCCCGAUACCAAGUCCCAGAUGAUGACACGGAUGAGGACCUGGCCCAAGUGCCGGAGGAUUACGGCCGAUCCAACAAAACAAAGAAGUUGAAACUUCGACUCAAAGAGCGUUGGGCUUGGUUCUGCCAAAUGAAAGCGAUGGAGCCCUCCGUCGAUUCAAAAUGGGAGGAUGCAGAAGAUGCACUGCGUGAGGCGUCUCCAAAUGAGAUGCAUCGGUUUCUAAAUUGGUGCCUCAAGUUGGAGUAUAGUCCCAACGGUCGCCGUCAGAAAGGCUAUACAAAGGCCAGCGCCCUUGAAGCGGAUUGGAAGUAUUUCCGAAUCUACUAUACACGAGUAACCAAACACGAGAUGAGCAAAGAAAUGGGUGAGGCAGUUCGCACGGCAAUGCUUGAUCUUCAGUUCAAGCAUCUACAAAUAUCGCUCCAGCAGGAUCCGUACGGAGGACCUCCGAAGCCGAUGAUAGAACUCGAGCCCCAGUUUGUGAAAAGCGUCCUGGGCAUGUCGAAGCUGUUGGUGGCACCCCAUGCUAUACACCUGCCCACCCCAGGGCUUGGUUACUGCAAUCAAACUGACUGGUCAAUGAUAAUUAGAAACACGUUCGCGCUACCUGAAAUUGUCUACGGUGUAUCACUUGUCUUCAGCCCGCAUGUUUUACUCUUCAUUAUAUUAUUUUAUGUUCAUGCCUUUGAAGCGCCUCACUUAACCUCGAUGGAAGACCUUCGGAGAUUGCUUGUCGAGGGCGGCCGACAGGAAAUGCCACUUCCCUUGAAGAGAGAGACGGAUAAUUACUAUGUUUUCCCGAAGGUUGAGGUGAUCUGUGGCCAGCCCCGCAUUUCGUGGGAGACGCCUAUGAAUGGUAGCACACUCGACGCACAACUCAGGACAUCCAGUGAGAUACACGGCUUCCUUAAUCAUUUCUUCUCUCACCAAUUUCGAUACGGAGGAGGUGAUUUACUAGACAAGAGUGGUUUCGUCAGUGAAGCACAGCGUAAUGUGAUCAUGGCCCACGCCACUAGCAGAACUUUUAUCAAACAUUAUCGUCCCCGUCGGCAUACUGGCUUACAAGAGAUCAUGUGCGGCCUCAAUCCAGACGAAGAGUUCUCAAAAGCUGUGACUCGGAUGAGCCGUUGGAUUGAUCGGCGGCGACCACGAUACCUGAGCGACGCUGACCGGCAAUCAGUGGAGAAAGACCCAGAACUGCAAUCAGCUAUACGCUGGCAAGUUGAUUUAGAGACCCAGUGCGCUGAUCGCUCUCAAAACCCAGAAUUGCGAGCGAUGCUGGAGGACCAGAGGCGACAAGUCCACAAUUUGCGCCGUCGUCUGCAAGACAAACGACGGAAAGCAAAACGCCGCGAUUUCAGUCGGAAACAGGCGGUGAUUGACAUUGAAAGACAGCUCACUGGUGGGGCUGUCAGUGAUGAGCCUGCGCGCGAGGUAUUACGGAAGGAGUUUGAAAUGCCAUCGGAGCAGAUUCUUCUCGUGGAGACGUUCUUUACUUGGCCGACCACCGAUUCAUUAGAAGACGAAUGGAUGCGGCGCAACAAAGCUGUUGAUGCUGGAAUACAAUAUUGCGGCUUUCUGGAGGGUGGGCCCCUUCGGGGACGACGGAAGCGCUCUGCACUGUCCGACAAUGACGAUGCAGGUCCCUCUUCGCCAGCUCGAAGGAUAAAACAUAAUACGCCGCUGAAUACUUCGUGGGGGAAUGAACGUACCACUGGCCGGGAACAGAUCCCGAAUGCAGAGCAAACAUUCGCAUGCUUCCAAUGCCCCAAGACAUACUCCGACUAUAAUGGAGUGAAGAGGCAUUUUAGGACAUCCCAUUUGACGGACCGGACAUGUAAUUUCUGCGAUUUGUCCGUCCUACACGAGAUGCACUUGCGGAGGCAUGCCGGGGAUGUCCAUGGCCUUCGAACAUGA